This is a messenger RNA of Colletotrichum siamense, 813 nucleotides long. It is a transcript of the gene DHG2-1, whose product is annotated as L-rhamnose-1-dehydrogenase. Gene Ontology annotation, molecular function: oxidoreductase activity, acting on the CH-OH group of donors, NAD or NADP as acceptor. The transcript has a single exon. The record is from RefSeq and is a predicted model, not a curated record. The coding region runs from base 1 to 813 and encodes 270 amino acids. NCBI's taxonomy places the organism in Eukaryota, Fungi, Ascomycota, Sordariomycetes, Glomerellales, Glomerellaceae.
AUGGCUCCAACCAACCUUCUCGCCGGCAAGACCGCCAUCAUCACUGGGGGUACCACCGGUAUAGGACGUGCCAUCUGUCUUGAAUACCUCAAACAAGGAGCCGAUGUGGUCGUCAACCACCUGGGCCUUGAGAAGGACCAACCUCAUCUCGAUUCUCUCGAAUCCGAGGCAGCUUCUUUGAGAACGGCGAACCCCAACGCCGGACGCUUCGCUCAUCAAGUGGGUGACGUUCGCGAGCCCGAGACCGCCGCCCAGCUGGUGGCUCUCGCUGUUAAGCACUCGGGCAACGGCCGCCUCGACGUCUGUGUCUCUAACGCUGGCAUCUGCACCUUUGCCGAGUUUCUCGACUUGACGCCAGACCUCUUUACCAAAACUGUCCGCACCAACCUCGACGGUGCUUUCUAUGUCGUACAAGCUGCUGCUCGCCAGAUGAGCCAGCAGUCGCCCCCGGGAGGCAGCAUCAUAGGCAUUUCAUCCAUUUCUGCCCUCGUCGGUGGCGGUCUGCAAACACAUUACACUCCCACCAAGGCCGGUGUCCUCAGUUUGAUGCAGAGCACCGCUGUUGCUCUGGGCAAGCAUAAAAUUCGCUGCAACGCGUUGCUCCCUGGCACCAUCAAGACCCAGCUGAACGAUGAAGAUCUCUCAGAUGAUGCCAAGCGCACAUACAUGGAGUCCCGCAUUCCUCUGGGCCGCACCGGAGUGCCGUCCGACCUUGCCGGCCCGGCCGUCUUCUUGGCCUGUGAAGAGCUCAGCGGUUAUGUUACCGGUGCACAGUUACUCGUUGAUGGCGGCCUCUUCGUCAACCUUCAAUAA